UCUGGAAACUAUACCCGUCUCCACGCAGAGGGCCUGUAAAGCAGUGACAGUGCAGGAAUUACACCCUACCUGGUGCAUACUGUGCAGGGAGCCUCUGACACAAUGAUGAAUUGUUUAAAAAAAGAGAAAACACAACCCAUGUUCAGGCUACAGGGUCGAAGCUUCUGGGAUCCUCCACCAGGGCCAUUUCCACGAUGGAGGUCCAUAAGUCAGAGACAGCAGCUGAUGAAGGAGACCGUGAGGCUCUGAAAUCUCUGGAUCUCAAAGUGAUCGCCGAGAAGACCGUGGAGCCGCAGAGACCCAUGUGGGGCAGCCGCCUGGAGUUCAUCCUGGCAUCGGUGGGCUACGCGGUGGGACUGGGCAACGUGUGGAGGUUUCCGUACCUUUGCUACAGCAGCGGUGGAGGGGCCUUCUUGAUCCCGUACUUCACCAUGCUGCUCCUCUGUGGCUUCCCUCUGCUCUUCUUGGAGUUUUCUAUUGGGCAGUACACUCGUUUAGGACCAGUGCAUGCUCUCGCCAAGAUGUGCCCUUUGUUCAAAGGUGUUGGUCUGGCCACAGUUGUUCUCUCCUUUGUGUACUCUACGUACUACAAUGUGCUCAUGAGCUGGGCUCUUUACUAUCUCUUCAACUCGUUCGGAGCCACACUUCCCUGGAUGUCCUGCAACAUCACUUGGAAUGUCGUCGGGAACUGUUCCAGUGGUAUCCAUGGCAAUGUCACCCACCUGCAGUCUGCCAGUCAACAGUUCUUUGAUCACAAGCUUCUGCAGAAGACUGAUGGCAUUGAAGAAGCUGGUGGCAUUCGCUGGGAACUCUUUGGCUGUCUUGUUUUGGCCUGGGUCACUGUGUACUUGUGCAUAUUUAAAGGAAUCAAAUCCACUGGCAAGGUUGUGUAUUUCACUGCUAUAUUUCCAUACUUCAUUCUGUUCGCCCUGCUCAUAAAUAACCUGCAGCUUCCUGGAGCUAAAAAUGGUAUCCUCUUCUUUGCCACACCUGUCUGGAGCAAACUCUUUGAAGUGAAGGUUUGGGUUAAUGCAGCUGCUCAGGUGUUUAACUCCAUUGGAAUAGCAUUUGGGUCCAUGAUUUCGAUGGCUAGUUACAACAAGUUCAACAACAACAUUCUCAGGGAUGCUCUUAUCGUGGCCGUUACCAACUCAUUCACUAGUAUCCUGGCUGGCUUUGUGAUCUUCUCAGCCAUUGGCUACAUGGCUCAUGUACACAACCUCCCAGUGGACAACAUAGCAACAGGUGGACCUGGUCUCGUGUUUGUUGUUUACCCUGAGGUCCUCUCAACUAUGCCCCUCUCCCAGCUUUGGGCCCCUCUGUUCUUCUUCAUGCUGCUGUGUCUGGGCCUCGACAGCCAGUUUGCCACAGUUGAGGUGGGUGUGGCGUUUGUAAAAGAACAGUUUGGACCUAAACUUCUGCCAUAUCUGAAAAGAGAAGAGCUGAUAACCCUGGCUGUGUGUUUCUCCUGCUUCAUCUUGGGAAUUCCUCAUAUUACCAAGGGGGGUAUCUAUGUGUUCCAGCUGUUGGACCACUACACCGCUAUCGUUUCCCUCAUGUUCUUGGCUUUCUUUGAAGUCAUAGCUGUCUGCUGGAUCUUUGGUGUCCGACGUGUCUCCUUAAUGAUCAAAAGGAUGCUUGGGAAAACUCCAAACAUCUACUUCCGCGUCUGUUGGCUGGUGUUCAGCCCUGUGUUGGUGAUGUGCAUACUGAUCUUCAGCAUUGUCCAGUACACUCCUGUUCACUAUGGGAAGUACAAUUACCCGCUGUGGGCUGAAUAUGUGGGCUGGUGCAUUUCACUGGUCUCUAUAGUGUGGAUCCCAGUCUGUGCCAUUCAAGAGAUCUGCAGCAACAAAGGCUCAUUUCUUCAGAGACUCAAAACAGCCGUGACGCCGACAAUAGACCUGGACGCUGAGGAUCCCUUACCAGAAAAACAGGCUCUAGACCAGCAGGAGUCUGAAACCUUGUUCACUUCAGGGGUAUGACCACAGAGGAGGCCUAGGCCAUGUAUCAAAACCACUGCCUGUGGUACAGCUCAUCUUCUAAUGAAGACUGCUGUUUAGUGAUGUGUUUGAACUGUCUUUACAUUCUGGUCAUAAAAUGAUUAUUUUAUUCUAUUUGUUCACCAAAGGAUGGGCCAACUGUAGUGCUUUAAUACCUAAACUGCUAAUUCAUUGCAGUUGACUUUUGCACCUUCUGCAUAGUGUGAGACAUUUUGUCCAGCGAUUAAAGGUUCAUUUAAUUUGGUUUAGGAAAAAGUUGACAUGUUAAUUUCCUGAGUGGGCAUGUGUUCCUUCCAACUAAAGGUUGAAAUGUUAAGGAUUAUGUCCUUCACUUUGAUGGAUUGAUAGGUAUGCGCAUGCAUUGAGAUCAUCUGAUUAAUGUCAGAGAGACAUGUUGUGAAAUGUACAAGUGCAGUUUUAUCCCUGAGCAGGUUACACCACUUGUUUCUAAGCCCGAAAAGAAGGGAGCUGCAAACAUUAGUGCUUUAGCCUUUGGGUUUUGGCCUGCUAUUAUAAAAACAAAAAACAAACAGCGCACAACACCGCAGGAUGCACACUGCAUCCUUAAAAAACACACACGAAGAACUGUUGCUCAAAUAAAAAUGUGUUGGGUUUUUUCUACUCUUCUCAGGUUGAGGAAUGAUUUUGUAUAAUUUUUCAGUUUUGUUUGACUUUUUUUUUAUAUACUUAAUCUCGGAGCAGGUUACUCACAAAAAUCAUUAGCUGUGCCUCUGAUGUUCUGCCAUGAAGUUGAAUUGAGCUGAUGAGGAUGGAAAAUCUUCAUCGGGGCAACGCUCACUGUGUCUUGUACCGCUCAUGCUCUUUAUUCUAUUGUGAGACAGUUCAUCACUGUUUAACUCACACUUCGUGACUCUUCCAGCAAAUAAUGUUGAAGAGUACAGUUUGGUUGAAAUUUAACAGAUUUUAACUCAAACUUUAACUUUGAGAAGCUUUCGUCAUGUUGAACUUUGGGCUAAGACGAACUACCUCACCUUGAAAAAAACCAGAGGAGAAACAGCACAGCCAUUUUCAGCCAUUUGGCUUGGGCCCAUAUCACCAAAAGCUCUUGAAUCUCGUUUUCUUUCCAAGUUCUCAUCUUCAACGGAUUCCUGGGAUAUUUGUCCAGAGCAGCUGACUCACAUACGGAGUCUUUUCAGGGGAAUAUCAGUUCAGAGUUCAGUACAUGACUUAAAGCUGCUUUUGUUUAAGUGGUACAAUCACAGUUUUGGGUGAAAUGAGAGCAUUCAGCCUUUUUUUUUGUCUGAUCAAACAAACCAUUAUGUAGGAGUGCCUUUUGUUCCAAUGCACUCAAGUGUAUUAGUAGUAUUUAAAAGUGUCGGGAUGAUACAGAAGCAUUUGUACAAGUAACUGCUUAGUUACACCUUUUUACUCUCAACACUCAAAUGUAUUUCCGUGGGUUUCAUGUUUGUUUGUUAAACAAAAUCCGUCUUCACCACAUUUAAUGCAGAUUUUUCAUAUCAAUGACUGUUAAAUUAUCCUACUGUUAUUGUCUUAUUUGAACUGUUUUGUUAUGUGGGAUCUUGAAUAAAAUGCCUUAAUUUUU
Molecule: messenger RNA, 3567 nt
Organism: Pleuronectes platessa (European plaice)
Lineage: Eukaryota; Metazoa; Chordata; Actinopteri; Pleuronectiformes; Pleuronectidae
Exons: 14
Coding region: 195-1985 (596 amino acids)
Biological process (GO): sodium ion transmembrane transport
Cellular component (GO): membrane
Source: RefSeq, a predicted model, not a curated record